Messenger RNA from Oppiella nova, 687 nucleotides. The record is from the annotation of a GenBank genome assembly. Lineage: Eukaryota; Metazoa; Arthropoda; Arachnida; Sarcoptiformes; Oppiidae.
AAUCAUUGUUUAGAUCUCGAUAUUCGCUACUUCUGGCAGUGGACUGAUUUUACCAGUUAUAUUGAAUGUUUGGCCACUUUUACUGUUUUCAGUGGACUCUUAAUGUAUUUACUGAUUGAUGUCUCAGUCUUUGUGGAAACCGUUGGCUUUUUAUCGGUUUUCAUCGAAGCCCUCUUAGGCGCCCCACAACUCAUCAAAAAUCACAAAAAUAAAUCGACGGCUGGAAUGAGUAAACUGAUGGUGUUUUUAUGGACAUUCGGUGAUGUAUUCAAAACGACAUAUUUUCUGAUUAGAAGAGCUCCCAUCCAGUUCUGGAUCUGUGGUCUCCUACAGGUUUCCAUCGAUUUAUUCAUUUUCGUCUUUGUGGAAACCGUUGGCUUUUUAUCGGUUUUCAUCGAAGCCCUCUUAGGCGCCCCACAACUCAUCAAAAAUCACAAAAAUAAAUCGACAGCUGGAAUGAGUAAACUGAUGGUGUUUUUAUGGACAUUCGGUGAUGUAUUCAAAACGACAUAUUUUCUGGUUAGAAGAGCUCCCAUCCAGUUCUGGAUCUGCGGUCUCCUACAGGUUUCCAUCGAUUUAUUCAUUUUCGGUCAGAUUUUAUUUUACAGAAAGCCUUACAAAAAAGUGUCCAAAGCUUAUAUUCAUUGAGAUUUUUAAAUUUGACUUAAGAUUAAAAUUUAAUUUUUU